Girardinichthys multiradiatus is the source of this 3370-nucleotide messenger RNA. RefSeq names its product activin receptor type-1-like. The record is from RefSeq and is a predicted model, not a curated record. The coding region runs from base 393 to 2447 and encodes 684 amino acids. The transcript has 12 exons. Gene Ontology annotation, biological process: dorsal/ventral pattern formation; cellular response to growth factor stimulus; transforming growth factor beta receptor signaling pathway. Lineage: Eukaryota; Metazoa; Chordata; Actinopteri; Cyprinodontiformes; Goodeidae. Gene Ontology annotation, molecular function: ATP binding; SMAD binding; transforming growth factor beta receptor activity, type I. Gene Ontology annotation, cellular component: BMP receptor complex; plasma membrane.
GUCAGUAGUAAGUCCCUGCAAGGUAACUUCCUCCAUCCAAUCCUGGCUUCUUGCCUUGAAACGAAGCCGCCGGAAUACGACUCUUGAAGCCUACCCCCCUCCCGGACUGUACUGGCUGUCUGCGAAGAAGAACCGGGUUGUAAAGUGUUUCUUAUAUUGGGUCCUGUUCCCAGAACCAGCACCGAAUGAGUUCGUCGGUUUUUUUAUUUUUUAUUUUUUAAUUGGAACCAGCGACUGACGAAUGGUAAUGUCUGCGUCAUGAAGACUCUGCUAUCCAGACUUUGGAAAACAAAUCGGGUUUUCUCGGCGGAUCCUCGGGAAAUGGCAGAAUAGUUCCAACGGUUACCGAGCUCUCAUUUUAAAGCACUUUGGCAAAAACAACCGGAAGGUCUAUGAUGACAAGAGGGGCCUUCCUUUGGGUUCUGCUCAGCCUGGUUCUUCCCUGUUCCAGCGAGGAGGGUGAAGACGGCGUGAGAUCUGAAUGUUUAUGUGGAGGACCCUCCUGCGGCGGUGGGGAACGAUGUUUUGGACGACAGUGCUUUGCUUCUCUCUCGUUAUUGAAUGGAACGACAGUCUUUGAGAGGGGCUGCAUCGUUGUGGGCGAUGAAGACUGGUCGUCGCUCUGCUUAAAGCCACCGACCCCGGCGCUGGUGGUGAAGUGCUGUCGUGGACAUUUGUGCAACAUGAAUGUCUCAUUGCAGUUUCCAGUGAAAGAUGUCGAGCUGUCUGCCGGCAGACCAGUCCUCAGAGACCAGGAGUGCGUGUGUGAGGAAGGCUCGUGUGAGCACGGCCGGCGCUGCACGGGCCAGCAGUGUUUCUCCUUUCUGAACCUGACUGACGGGGCCGCCGUCCAGAGGAAGGGCUGUCUGAGGGACGACGAGGAGGGCAGAGCCACCUGCGCCGUGGCACCCUCAUCGGUCUAUGUCGUCCGGUGCUGCCAGGGCCAUCUGUGUAACAUGAACGUCACGCUGCAAGUUCCAGGAAAAGAACGGGAAAAGAAGCUCCAGAGCAAAGAGGAGCACGAGUGCGUGUGCGAGGGUAGCUCAUGUGUAUCGGGGAGUCGCUGCUGGGGCCACCAGUGUUUUUCGUCUUUGACAGUCAGCAGCGGCUCGCUUGUCUAUCAGAAAGGCUGCUUCAAGGUGUACGAGCAGAGCACCAUGACGUGCAAGACGCCGCCGUCCAGGGAGCAGAUUGUCGUGUGUUGCCAUGGGCAUCUGUGUAACACGAACAGCACCGUGGAGCUUCCUGUUAGAGCCGAUGAACUGUCCAGCUACAAUGUGACCACACUGACUAUGGCUAUUGUGGCACCCAUCAUUGUUCUCAUCAUCCUUUCCACGGCGGCCAUCCUCGUGUUUAGGCGCAUCCACCGCAACCAGAUGGAGAGGCUGACGUCACGAGAUGCCGAAUACGGAACGAUUGACGGACUCAUUGCGUCUAACGUGGGGGAGAGCACUCUGGCGGAUCUGCUGGAUCAUUCCUGCACUUCAGGAAGCGGCUCAGGACUCCCGUUUCUUGUUCAGAGGACUGUUGCCCGACAGAUCACUCUGAAUGAGUGUGUGGGUAAGGGCCGCUACGGUGAAGUGUGGAGGGGUCAGUGGCAGGGGGAGAGUGUUGCUGUGAAAAUCUUCUCCUCCAGAGAUGAGAAGUCCUGGUUCAGAGAGACUGAAAUCUACAACACUGUGCUGCUGAGGCAUGAGAACAUUCUGGGCUUCAUCGCCUCAGACAUGACUUCCAGGAACUCCAGCACUCAGCUGUGGCUCAUCACUCACUUCCACGAAAUGGGCUCUUUGUACGACUAUCUGCAGCUCAGCACCCUCGAUGCGUCCAGCUGCCUCCGCAUGGCGCUCUCCAUAUCCAGUGGCUUGGCACACUUGCACGUCGAGAUCUUCGGCACUCAGGGCAAGCCGGCCAUCGCCCACCGAGACCUCAAGAGCAAAAAUAUAUUGGUGAAAAAGAAUGGACAGUGCUGCAUUGCUGACCUGGGUCUGGCGGUCAUGCAUUUUCAAGACACCAAUGAGCUGGAUGUGGGCAACAACCCUAAAGUUGGCACCAAGCGCUACAUGGCGCCCGAAGUGCUGGACGACUCCAUCCAGAUGGACUCCUUCGAAUCCUUCAAGAGAGUGGACAUCUGGGCCCUGGGUCUCGUCCUGUGGGAGGUGGCCAGGAGGACAGUGAGCAACGGCAUUGUUGAAGACUAUAAGCCACCGUUUCAUGACGUGGUCCCCAAUGAUCCCAGCUUCGAGGACAUGAAGAAGGUAGUGUGUGUGGAUCAGCAGAGGCCCAAUAUCCCAAACAGAUGGUUCUCAGACCCUACUUUAAGCUCUUUGGCUAAACUCAUGAAGGAGUGCUGGUACCAGAACCCAUCUGCCAGAUUAACUGCGCUGCGCAUCAAAAAGACUUUGACAAAGAUUGACAACUCUCUGGAUAAAAUCAAAACAGACAUUUGAGCCUUUGCUUGAGAAGAAGAGGCCUUCGAAGACAUUCAGAGGAUGGAACGUCUUAUAGAGAGUCUCAGAAGAUUAAAGAAUUGAUGCGUUUAGUGCCCUUAUAGUGGCACAGACCUAUAUUUAUUUUAAAACGCUAGGCGGGACACAUUUUGGCAUCCAAAGAUGGCUUCUGGGCCUUGCUGAGACCACCCAUGUAGUCUUGGAAAAAUCUAUGACAAAGGAGCUGGACUGAUAGAAACCUUCUUCAAGGAGGAAACUGUUACCUGGGCAUUUAAAUAGGCUUGUUUUUUUUAGAAAACAAGAUAUUUUUUGUUUUGUCAGAUUUUUUGUUCCAUCUUUCUCUUUAAUUGUACUCCAUUCAUUUGCAUUAUGGUACAUUCAUGUAGACAAAACAGGCCAGCUGGGCAGUUUAAGCUACAACUGCAACAACAGUCGCUGCAAGAGGUGUCAAGUUGUACUAAUCCAUCAACGUUUACUCUGCUGUAAGAACAAGUUUCAUCUGAAAUGUAACAACACGGUGUACGGCUGCGCCUGGGGCACUUUUCCUUUUGCAGACGUGUAUCCUCCAACUAAAGAUGCUCUGUUGCAAUCAUGUUUAUGUACUACGUUAAAUUUACAAUCAUUUUAUUUGCAGCUUUGGACACAAAAUGCUUCAAGUUAAAAUAAGAUAUCUGCCAGUUACCGCUGAAUUUUCCAAAGGCCUGUAAGUAAGCCUGUAAAGCCUGUAUACUGUCUUAACGCGUGCAUUGUUGCCCUAAUGCCUGCAUCGAAGUCAAACUUAAGCCUUUUUUUAUUGUUUCUUUUAAAUUUUAUAUCAAUUAGUGAUUUCUAUCAAUUAAAUAGAAAAAAAAAAUACAUAUCUGUCUGAUUUGUUUUGAUGGAUUUUCUAGAACAUAUACCAGCCAUAAAAGUGGUGUCUUGAA